Messenger RNA from Populus nigra (black poplar), 726 nucleotides. RefSeq lists its product as uncharacterized. The transcript has 3 exons. The coding region runs from base 234 to 593 and encodes 119 amino acids. NCBI's taxonomy places the organism in Eukaryota, Viridiplantae, Streptophyta, Magnoliopsida, Malpighiales, Salicaceae. The record is from RefSeq and is a predicted model, not a curated record. Gene Ontology annotation, molecular function: metal ion binding.
ACUUUUACUAGGCUCUGUAACCUGUUCUAUCUUGAUUCCUUGUUCUCCAACAAUUGAAGCAUCUUAAAAGUUGGGCUUGCUCUAUCAGCACAGCAGAAGCUGUUCUUAGAUCUUUUUCAGAUCAUUUUCGUUCUCCAUCUUUCUUUCCCUUGCCCAUUUCAAGAUGGGAUUGAACUUGUUACCUCACUUUCCUAUAUGAGUAUCUUUGCUGAUUUUAGUCACAGAACAAAGAUAUGGCUCUUGCUUCACGGCCUAAAAAGGAGAUACAGAGAAUUGGAAUCAAGAAGUCAAAGAACAUGCUAUAUUCUGGAACUAGCCUGGCCUCUGUUGAAUCCUUAACCGUGCCUCUUGUUCAGGUAGUUGUUCUUUCAGCAGAUAUUCGAUGUGCAGAAUGUCAAAGGAGAGUAGCUGACAUAAUGUCAAGAAUGAACGAGACAGAAUCUAUAUCGAUCAAUGUAUUGGAAAAGAAGGUAACUCUCACUUGUAGGUAUCCUGUUGUGAGAGUUUCUACAAGGCAAGUUGCUGCUGUAUACAGAAAUCCUCUAGGCAAAAUGGCAGUGAUCAAGCGAAUUUUUCGUUCUUACUGCCCUUGAUGACAUGUAAAUGUUUCGACAAUGAACACAGUUCUAUUAUCAAAAGAUCGUGGCUGCGUGAAAUAACCACGUAUAUAAUUGUUAUAUUACGUUGAGAAAGUAAAAUAGAAUCUCAGAUACUUCUUAUCGAGCA